Messenger RNA from Aspergillus candidus, 503 nucleotides. Its product is annotated as tubulin-binding prefolding complex subunit GIM3. Bases 34 to 450 code for a protein of 138 amino acids. The record is from RefSeq and is a predicted model, not a curated record. Gene Ontology annotation, cellular component: cytoplasm; prefoldin complex. NCBI's taxonomy places the organism in Eukaryota, Fungi, Ascomycota, Eurotiomycetes, Eurotiales, Aspergillaceae. The transcript is spliced from 4 exons. Gene Ontology annotation, biological process: protein folding.
CCCUCCAAAUCAACCAACCAAACAACCGCCAAAAUGAUGCGAACACGCAUGCUCUCCAAAGACGAAGAAGCCACCGCCGCCGGCGGGGAAGAGAACGAGGUGCGCCGUGAAGACCAAGAGAAAAUCAACCGCUUCAGUCGGCUGCAUCAGCGGGAGUCGGUCUUGGAGGAGCUGCUCCAGGGGAAGAAUAAAGACAAAGAAGACCUCGAAGAAGUCUCCAUGGAGCUAGAACUCGCCGACGAAGAUGAACUCGUCCCGUACAAAAUCGGCGACACCUUCUUCCAACUCCCCCUAGCAGAAGCACAGUCCCUCCUGUCCACAUCAACAGAGACCAUCGACAGCGAGGUCGCCAAGAUGGAGGAGAGUCUGGGCGAGGUGCGCGACGAACUGCAGCAGUUGAAGGUCGCGCUGUAUGCGCGGUUUGGGAGGAGUAUUAAUUUGGAGGUCUAGUUUGAUCCUGGGGUGUAUCACUUUGUCAAUAGGAUGGUGUAAGUAAAUAAAUA